AUGCAGCCUUUGAAUUUCAAAUGGUGUAGUUUGUGGGUUACUCUUUUUAACUGGCUAUUAUUACUCCUGGAUGAUUGUUUUUCUGCUCUCUUGUCUUGUGUUGCUACCUUUAUUCAGGUUGCCACUGGGUUUUUUAUGUUUGUGGUUGCCUUCCCCUUCGUCCCCUUGGUUACCUGUAUGAGGUGGACUCGUCUUGAAGGUUCAGUUCUCCAGACUUGGCUCCCUUCCAUGUUGAGGUACCCAUGCUUUGGGAUGCUGCUUGGAAGGUUGAUGCCUAAUUCUGUGAGGCAAACCUUCUUUGAGUCCAAGUUCGAUGAUGCAACUAAGAAUGCUCUUCAUUCUUGGCCUGAGAACUAUUUUAGUCUCCCCCUAACCAGUUUUAUUGCAAGCUCUUCCUUGUUAUGCCUGGUCAUUUGGGUUCUCUAUACCUUGUAUUACUCUAAUUUGUGUUACGGUGUUCUGUUAGCUGCAGAAGGUUCAACUUUUCUCUGGUUCUUGCUGAUAGUACAGGGUGGUUGCUGCUGGAUUGCUCUUUUUCAGGAGCUCUUCCAAGAUUGGACCUUUGCGAAUUUCCUUUUAUGUUCGCUCUCAAACCAAACUAUAACUAAAGCGACUCGAUUCCAGAAACAUCUCAUUAUCGACCCUGUCAAUCAUUGUGGGGGUAUUUGGGCGCUUUGGAAUGAAGAUAACAUCAAGUUUUUGAAUACAACUUUAACACCCAGAUGUGCACAUUUAACAAUUCUAUAUAAACCAACUCACACCACUCUCCUCGUAUCAGGUAUCUAUUGCCCAACAAAAGAGGAGGAAAAAUCGCUCUUUUGGGAUGAUCUCUCCUCCUUCUAUGCAAACACCACUCUCCCAUGGCUCCUUAUUGGGGACUUUAAUGAACUCCUCUCCCCAAUUGAUAAACUGGGGGGGAACCCCAUUCACUCACAUCAAUGUAAACGCCUCCCGACCUUUCUGUCUAACCACCAAGCUGUCGAUGUUCCUUGUGUACAAACGGCGUACUCCUGGAAAUCUAAUCAAGACUCCUCCCUCCUUGAACGUAUUGAUCGCGCCAUUGUUGAUUCACUUUUUUACAACCUUUUUCCUAAGAGCACCGUUAAGUAUGGUAUUUUUUCGGUAUCUGAUCACGCUCCUGUCAUAUUUGACUCAAACUCUGAAUACAUCCAUUCUAAUCGCCUUUUCCGCUUUAACAACAUGUGGACGCUUGAUCAAGACUCUCAUGACAUUGUUAAAAAAGAAUGGAGAGUCCGACAGGAAGGCUCUCGUUUUUACAGGAUCCGAUCUAAACUUUAUAAUAUUAAGCUUCGCCUUCGGGAUUGGGCAAAAACAAAAUAUGGGAAUCAUAUUACUAAGUUACAAAAAAAUAGCGACAAAAUCACGGAAUUGCAAACAAAAUUAAUAAUUCAACCUUUCAAUAAUAUCCUUCAGGAUCACCUCCUACGAAUGAUUAAACAACGAGAAAAAUUACUUGCUUUCGGUCAAUCCACCUGGAAGAGUUUUAGUAAAAAACAAUGGCUUACCCAAGGUGAUCGAAACACCCGUUUCUUUCACCAAAAAAUCAAAUCCCAGUCGGCCAGGAACACGAUCUAUCGUCUACAAAACGAUUUAGGACAAUGGGAAUCCGAUCCCACCACGGUCCAAGAUUGUCUUCUUAAAUCCUUCAAACAUCGGUUCGUAUCCACUUCAGAUCCUAAUAGACAACUUGAUCUCUCCUUUCUGCCACAUUGGAUUUCUCAGGAACAACAAAACGAUCUCAUCCAACCCUACUCUGAUGAGGAAAUUAAAGAAGCUUUCUUCUCAAUGGAUCCGCUCAAAUCUCCGGGAUCGGAUGGGUUUGGUCCGCAGUUUUUUAAAGCUUACUGGCCAAUAAUUGCUCCAGAAGUUACUACUGCAAUCAAGGGCUUUUUCUACCAUGCCAAACUCCCCAAAGCCCUGAAUCACACCAUAAUUGCUCUUAUUCCCAAAAAUGAUAACCCAGAAAAUCCCAAUCAUUUUCGACCCAUCAGCCUAUGUAAUACCAUCUAUAAAGCAAUAUCGAAAUUAUUAGUCAACCGACUAAGACCUAUUCUCCAACAUCACAUAAGCCCCUAUCAGAAUGCCUUUACGGCCGAACGUUCUAUCCACGAUAAUUUACUGAUAGCACAAGAAAUUUUAAAUACCUUCCAAAAAUCCACUUCAAAGGUUGGAUGGUGUGCGCUUAAACUCGAUAUGGAAAAAGCUUAUGAUAGAAUCGAAUGGGACUUCCUUUGGGCCGCCCUUUACGCCCUUGGAUUCCCGGACAAGUGGAUUACCUGGAUUAAAGCUUGUGUUACAACAGUCUCUUACUCUCUUAAAAUCAACGGCUCUACAACGCAUCACUUCUUACCUUCGAGAGGUAUCCGCCAAGGAGACCCUCUAUCCCCGUAUCUCUUUCUUAUCUGUAUGGAAGUUUUCAUUUUUAUGCUUUCCCAAAGUAGCACACUUCCGAACUCAGGAAUUGGAAUCCGUAUUGCCCCUCUCACUCCGAAAAUUCCCUGCCUCCUGUUUGCUGACGACAGUCUUCUGUUUGUUAAAGCUACUUCAUCAGCUACAAAUCAUUUAAAAUCUGUGAUAACUUCCUUCUGCAACUUAUCAGGUCAACUAGUCAAUUUUCAUAAAUCGGCGAUCAUCUUCUCAAAAAAAAUAGAACAUUCCCGUAGAGAUUUACUUGCUGGGAAUUUCUCUAUGACUAAAUCUGCCUCACUCGGAAGAUAUCUAGGUGCCCACUUCUCUUCAUUUAAACCUUCCAAAUCAGACUAUAAUGCGAUAAUCCAGAAAAAUAUCUCUCGGAUCAACCAUUGGCAUGCAAAUUUCAUUUCUAAAGCAGGUAGGUCUACCCUCAUUCAAAGUAAUCUCGAAGCACUACCGGCUUACGUCUGCUCCUCCUUCUUAUUACCUCAAAAAACAUGCUCGAAUUUAGACUCUAUCCAUCGUAACUUCUUCUGGAAACAAUCCGCUUCCUCUAACCAUACCCCGCUUAUCUCAUGGAACAAGAUUUGUCAACCUAAAAGUCUAGGGGGUCUAGGGCUCAGGAAAACAAGACCUCUUAACCAAGCCUUCCUUGCGAAGCUUGGCUGGAAAAUCUUAAUGAACGAAGAAAACCUCUGGGUCUCAUUAAUUAGGAAAAAAUAUCUCUCCAACUCAACCUUUUUUGAAUAUAUUCCUAAACCAAAAGACUCCUCUAUCUGGCGUCAUAUCCUUUGCCAAAGAGAGAUUCUGCGCAAAGGUAUUCGUUGGAAACUCGGGAACGGCAAAUCUAUUAAUUUCUGGCUUGACAACUGGGUUAUCCAGGAUAAUCUCCUUAGUCACAUAAAAUUGAAUAUCAAUACAGUUAAUUCGAAUCUACGUGUUGCUGAUUUCAUCCUCCCUAACCACGAAUGGGAUAGUGAUAAAUUAAAAUCUAUAGUUCCUCCCGCCUUAGCUAUGAAAAUUAAGGGAUUACCUAUUCCAACUAGAGACCUUGAGGAUUCUCCAAUUUGGGGAGCUACUUCGACGGGAGAGUUUUCCGUCAAAUCCGCGACUUGGAUAGCUCAUGGGUUACUUUUCUCUUCCUAUACUUGGAACUAUAACUGGAUCUGGAGCUUAGACGUCCCACCUAAAAUUGCUAUUUUUAUAUGGCAAAUUUGCCAUAAUAGCAUUCCUGUACGAAGUACACUCCAGAAACGUAAUAUCCUGCCUUUUGAUGUUUGUCCACUUUGUGAUACUUAUGCUGAAACUAUGAAUCAUCUUUUCAUUCAAUGCCCUUCCUCUAAACUCUUGUGGGAUCUCCAAUUAACUAAACACUGGCUGGAUUAUUUUAUCACCUCCCACGACCUUCUUGAAAAUCUAACCCUUCUCAGGAAGUACCCCUCUGCUUUAUGUAAGUUCACCUUCCUAAUUUGGUCCCUUUGGAAGGAAAGAAACGAUUGUACUUUCAACAAUGCGUCCUUCAACCCAUUCCGGGUUUUCUACAAGGCAAACUCUGCUUACCAUGAAUGGCAAUCUCGUCUCCAACUUGACUAUCACCAGCUUACGGGCACCCCUAUCACUACCCUCAAUUCCACCCCUCCACCUCUCCCUUCCCCUCCAAUCAUGGUUCGCUGGUACCCCCCUCCACUCGGCACCUUCAAACUCAACUUCGACGGCUCCAGUAAAUCUUCUUCAGCAGCAGCAGGAAUCAUCAUCCGUAAUAAUGAAGGAAUUUCAAUUUCAGCAUGUACUUUUAAUCUUGGUCAAACUCAAGCCUUCAUGGCUGAAGCCAUCGCUCUCCACAAAGGUCUACAAGAAGCUAGGCGUCUUCAGAUCGAUAAUCUCCUUAUCGAAGGUGAUAAUCUUCUUAUCAUUAAUGCAGUUAAAGGGGUGUGGUCUACUCCUUGGAAGAUCAGUAACAUUAUUUCUGAUAUCAAACAUCUCCUCACCCUCUUUACCACGUGGGAUAUCAAGCACAUUUUCAGAGAAGCAAAUUCGGCUGCAGAUUGGAUAGCGAAUGUCGGUCACCUAAUUGUUGAAAAUAUGUAUAUAGAUCCUACUAAUAGCCAGAGAUUAGCUACUAUCUUGUCAUCAGAAAUAACACCAAUUCCCCUAAUGCAAGAUCCUAACAGUGUCCAUUCCUCUGAAAAUCCAUAUGCAGCAGUUGUCUCUGAUAAAUUCGAUAGAGAAGGUCUAAACAAGGUUCGUUUCAUUGAUGGUUCUUUGCCUAAAUCAUCUAUUAAUCAUGCUGAUUACCAAGCUUGGGAUAGGUGCAACAAUAUGAGUGCGAGUGAGAUUUCUCAAGGUGACAACAAUAUUACUGAUUUUUUCACUAAUAUCAAAAUGAUCUGGAUGAGUUGA
Molecule: messenger RNA, 4833 nt
Organism: Spinacia oleracea (spinach)
Lineage: Eukaryota; Viridiplantae; Streptophyta; Magnoliopsida; Caryophyllales; Amaranthaceae
Exons: 6
Coding region: 1-4833 (1610 amino acids)
Molecular function (GO): nucleic acid binding; RNA-DNA hybrid ribonuclease activity
Source: RefSeq, a predicted model, not a curated record